AUGCUGGUUCUCUUGAUAGCCAACUUGAUCAUCCUUCCAGUGGCCAUUUCCUUCUUCAACGACGAUCUCAGCAUGCACUGGAUUGUCUUCAACUGCAUCUCGGACACUGUUUUCUUCCUGGACAUUGUCAUUAACUUCAGAACAGGGAUCAUUCUGAACGACUUUGCUGACGAAAUCAUCCUAGACCCAAAGCUGAUUGCUAAACAGUACCUGAAGACCUGGUUUUUCCUGGAUCUGCUCAGCUCCAUCCCUAUGGAUUACAUCUUCCUGAUGUGGGACUCUGAAGCAGACUUCAACCAGCUCUUCCAUGCAGUACAAAAUCCUUUGCGCAAACAAUUGCGCAUCACUUCCACGUUUCUUCUUCUGCGUUUACUUCAAUUUAAC
This is a messenger RNA of Candidula unifasciata, 384 nucleotides long. The record is from the annotation of a GenBank genome assembly. Lineage: Eukaryota; Metazoa; Mollusca; Gastropoda; Stylommatophora; Geomitridae.